Botrytis fragariae is the source of this 963-nucleotide messenger RNA. RefSeq lists its product as uncharacterized. The transcript has a single exon. The coding region runs from base 1 to 963 and encodes 320 amino acids. Lineage: Eukaryota; Fungi; Ascomycota; Leotiomycetes; Helotiales; Sclerotiniaceae. The record is from RefSeq and is a predicted model, not a curated record.
AUGUUCUCUUCACGCAGCAGUCCGAAAUCCUUCACGAAGUUUCCUAAAUUACCCCUUGAGAUCCAACGCUUGGUGUGGAAAUUUGCUUCUUUUGAACGCCGCCAUGUACCCGUGGCUGUGAAGAGACGUCAUCAUCUAAGCAAACAAGUCACUGGAGAAGAUGAAUCUAAACAGCUUGUCAGAUUCCGAUCCGAUACUCCCAUUCCCACGCUAUUUAGUGUUUGCCAAGAGUCGAGACUAGAAGCCAAGAGAUACUACAAGAAAACCCUCGUAGCCGAGCACAACUUCAGAUUCUUUUCCAUCAGUCUCACACCUCGAUUCUACAUCAAUCCCCACUGCGAUGUCAUUUGUCCCGUUGGUGACUUAUUCGGAGAUGUCACAGUUAUGCUCGUAGCCGCGAUGCACAAAGCCCAGUGUCAGAGCAUCGCACUCGACCAAUCACAAUGGGGUGAGCUAGCCGAUGAUUUCAACGGACCAGUACAUCUCGAUCAAUGGCUAACCAGUAUCGUGCGUCCUCCUCACGCCUUAAAAUUAAUCACUCUCUACGCAGGAGCAAACUAUGGAACCCCAUACAAAGAUGGAUCUCGAGGCUUUCCUCACACCAUCUCAUCGGUAGAUUGGAAUACCAUCCGAAAGACAGAUAAAUGCACACUCGGAGUUGUGAUUUCAGAUCUCCAUAGAUCUAUCACUAGAUAUAGAGACCUAGUUCCAAAAAUGGUACAAGACCGUCGUGAUGUUGAAAAGGGUCUUGCGGAUCCGCCUACACAUCAAUUAUUAGCUAGACUACCCGUUUUUCACCAUCUCUCGACGGAGGUUUUGGAAAAGUGGACGCCUCCCAGGUUGAGGUUGUUGAUGCAUGCGGUUCCGGAGUCGCUUGGUUGGAUUUUGAGAUCGAAGAAUCCGUUUGAGGUUUGGCAUUGUGGGGUUGAGGGGUGUCCGAAUUGUCCGUCGGGGAGGAAUUGA